UGAAAGAGAUCACCCUAAACCAAGAUGAGUAACUACACAGUAGAUGUGAGUAACCCUGAUGAUGAACACGGCCCAGCACCAGCACCGUUAGAUCUGGGACGUCUGGAGUCUGAAGCCAGAGCUGCAGCAGCUAAACAUGUUGCUAAUCUUCUCCAGAGACCAGAACAACUAGAGAAAUGUGAUCAGUAUAAGAGAAGAGUUGCUAGGAAGAAGGCGUCAGUGGAAGCCAUGUUGAAAACAGCUGUACAGUCUCAGUUAGAUGGUGUUAGAACAGGUUUGAACCAGUUACAAUCAGCUUUACAAGAUGUCUACGAAAUAAAAGAAAGUUUAGAACAAAUGGAGACUACCUAUAAAGGUGUACAACCAUUACACAAGAAACUAAAAGAUUUAAAAUCAGAGAAUAAUAAAUUCUGUCAGUUGGCGGCAGCACAAGAAAAUAUCAACCAUAUCUUUACGGUGCCAGAAAGUGUGAAAAGAACCCGAGAUUUAAUUAAUGAUGGAAAACUUCUCCAGGCACAUAAACAUUUAACAGAUCUAGAGAUGUCAAGAGAUGAUUUGUUGUUGGAGCUUCAUAAACAACCUCAGAAAAGUCCUACAGAUAAUAACACAUUAAAGAAUUAUUUCACUGAUGUCAAUAAGCUAUCCAACGAUUUAGGAAAACAAUUGUGGAUUAUUCUACAGCGUGUAUUGUUAUCAGUCAGACGUGAACCAACUUUAAUAGUUACUGCUCUUAGAAUUAUAGAAAGAGAAGAAAGACUUGAUCAGGCCUGGAUUAAAAAAGAGGCAUCAACAGGAUUCAGUCCACCAGGCAGACCUAAAAAAUGGCGGCUACAAGGUUUUAAAGUUCUGGAACAGGCCAUUGCUGCUAGAAUUGAAGGAUCCCAGCUAGAAGAUAGACAGACCAAUAAUAUGUGGCUAGUCCGCCAUCUUGAAUUAACACGUCAACUUAUGAUUGAUGAUCUGAAAGUUGUCAAGACUAUGUUACCUCCCCUGUUUCCACCCGAAUAUGAUAUCGUGAACCGUUAUCUUCGAAUGUACCAUACAGCACUGUCAGCUCACCUGAUAGAUUUAAUAAAUCAAGAACUAGAGGGAAAUGAAAUCGUGUCAUUGUUACAAUGGGUCAAUGCUUACGAUUCUCCUGAAUUGUUACGACACCCUGAAUUAAAUAUUGAUAUAAAAGAAAUGGAGUUGCCUCCCUUACUAGAAGCGAAGUAUAUCAAGUUGCUAGAGAAACAGUAUUUAGAAAAUAUGAAGAAAAAUGUAGGAGAAUGGACGAAUAAUAGUUUAAAAACAGACUUAAAGGACUGGUAUAAAGAUGGUCCACCAGAAACAGACAGUGAGGGACAUUACAACACCUCUCUUCCUUUUAUACUCUUUCAAAUGAUGGAACAAAACCUACAAGUAGCCCAGAUUAUCAAUCAAGAUCUAGUGAAGAAAGUUUUAGAGUUAUUUGUGGAUGAACUUAAUACAUUUGCCAAUGAUUAUCAAAAUGUUAUCACCAUCUAUCGAGAUAAACAUCAAGCUACGAGAGGAGAACCCAAAUAUUUCGUACAUUAUAUGAUAGCUAAUACUAAUAACUGCUGUGUGUUUGGAGAUUAUAUGAAGGAGUUAAGGAAACGAUAUUUAAAAAAUGAAUAUGAUGAAGAAGAGGCUGAGGAAGGAAGUGACAUCAGAAAAGACAGAUUUCAACAGCUCACUGAGACCUUUCUUACUCUCUCUAGAACUGGGGCUACUCUGAUUCUGGAAGAAUUUUUUCUUGAUUUAAGAAACAGUAACUGUUUUAAUGAACUUCUUACUAGAAAUUGGAUGAAUAAAACAGAUUCUAUUGAUACUGUAUGUGAAACUUGGGCAGAUUAUAACAGUGAUUUUCAACAUUUACGACCAGCUUCCUUCGAUAUCCUGGUAGAGAUAGGACAGACUAAAAUAUUGAAGGAAUAUAUUCGGGCUUUAUUAGGAAAAAAACUGUCGUUUAAAACAUAUGAUGAACGACGGAACUCAGCUGAUAAAAUAACACGAGAAGGAGAACAGUUAAAACAACUAUUUAUUAAGUGGGCACCUCGCUCAGAAACUAAGACCUGGGAUGUACUGUCUAGUAUAGCUGAGAUAUUAAAACUAAAAGAUACCUCCAUGUUGUCACUAGAGGUUAUGGGUUUAGUAAAGAGUCAUCCUGAUAUAAGAAGUGAUCAACUGAUUAAUAUUCUAUUGUUAAGAGGAGAUAUGAAGAAUGCUGAUGCUAAACAGAUGGCUGUGGAUACACUAAAUGAGGAGGACUCAAUUAAACCAGUUAAAAAUAAGGGGAUAUUCUGGGAUCUUUCUGGGCCGUAAACUCUAUAUCAACGUGCUGUGUUAUUAUCAUAAUUUUAUUAAUUUUGAUAUACAACAAUUGCAAUUGUUUAGCUGGGAAUUAUGGCUUAAUUAACACUUUGAAUACUAAGUGUCAUAGACGUAUUACUUGUGUGACGUCACCUGGCAACAGCCAUUUCACUGGCUGCUUGGACACAAGAUGGUGUAACUGUGUGCUAGCAGUAAGGAUUAGAUUAAAAUCAUAAGUAUACCAAUAUUAUCAUCAAUAAAUAUUGAUUUAUUUGUGUUGCCAGCGUGUCAUGCUCACUCUUUCAGAAUGGAUUGUCAGCUAGCAACCCCUCUCGAUCAGUUCACAUAGCUUAUAUUAUAUUGUUUAAUCGGAACAUUUAUUACAUCUGCUCAGCCAUCACGUCCACAAUAUGUGCGUGGUUAGGCGUAGGUCUUGUAAUAGUUGAUUCCUUAACAGUCCUACCAUGGGUUCUUGUACAUGGUUCCUGUGGUUUUUAAUCCAAGCGGUUGAGUUUUAGUACUUGAUUUUUCGCUUAAUGAGCGGCGAGGAGUGAAUUCCUUUUCUAGCCUAAUCCUCGUGUCCAAUCGUUUUUUAAGUUCGGUACUAUGCUUGGGUUUGCUAAGAAAAUCGAACACUGUCUCUUCGCGCAGGAUUCCCUUAGAAUCUAAAUAUAACUUUCUUGAAGCACUUUUUAAACGUGGGUUCGAAUCGAAAGGAUCGUCGAAACUUUCCUUGCUUCCAAUACGCAUUGACCUUCGUUG
Lottia gigantea (owl limpet) is the source of this 3075-nucleotide messenger RNA. RefSeq lists its product as hypothetical. Gene Ontology annotation, biological process: exocytosis; exocyst localization. Gene Ontology annotation, cellular component: exocyst. The transcript has 21 exons. The record is from RefSeq and is a predicted model, not a curated record. The coding region runs from base 25 to 2325 and encodes 766 amino acids. NCBI's taxonomy places the organism in Eukaryota, Metazoa, Mollusca, Gastropoda, Lottiidae. Gene Ontology annotation, molecular function: SNARE binding.